CACAGCUUCCGGUAAACCUAGCAGCAGCCUGUUAGCUGCGCUCAGUGCGCUGCUCCCAAUGUUUCAGACUCAAGAAACGAAACCGCACUCCGUGAGGACAGAGCAAGCGAACAGCUGUGUCCGACAUGUCUGGGUUUGGGAGUAAGUUGAGUGGUUACACUAUGACACAGUUGAACGAACUACUUGAAGAUGAUGAGAAACUCAACAAAAUGGUUGAGGAUAUGGAGGAGGUGCAGGGGGUCCAGCAGAGCAAAGAGAUGACCCUGGCCAGCAACCGCAGCCUGGCGGAGCAGAACCUCCAGCUGCAGCCCCGGCUGGACUUCCAGAAGAACGAACUGACCAAACGCUACCGCCAUCUCCAGGAGCACUACGAGGCCUACCAGAUCCGCAAGACUACACUGGAUGAGAAGGCCGGAAGCACCUCGUUAGACACGCUGCUCGCUCUGCUGCAGACGGAAGGGGCCAAGAUCGAAGAAGAGACUGAGAAUAUGGCUGAUUCCUUCUUGGAUGGAAACAUUGCUUUGGAUGCGUUCAUUGACGAGUACCGGCGCAAGAGGAUGCUGGCUCACCUGCGACGGGUGAAGAUUGAGAAACUCCAGGAAGUGGUUCUGAAGGGGCCGGCGAUGCCUCUUCCCCCGCUCCCCACCUGUCCUCCCCCAGAGCUGCACAACAAGCCCUCCCCCUUGCGCAAGGACCCCGCCUCCAGCACCAAGGAGUCCCCCGUACCCCUGCCCAGACGGGCGCCCCCACCCCCUCCUGUCAGGACUCCACCAGUCGCCCCCUCCCCCUCAGCAGCAGCAGCAGCGCCCGCCCAGCCCGCUCCAGUGUUCUCCUACCCUCCCGCACAUUACCCCCCUGUACCUCCCAGAACGCACCAGCCGGUGCCCACUUUCAAUCAGGGUUACCCCCGGCAGGCCUUCAUGCCCCAGUACCCCCCAGCACUGCCCCAGAGGCCACCCCCUCAAAUGCCUCCGCACGCUGGCUUCAUGAUCCAGUGACAUGGGGGUGGCGUUGGAGUUGUGAAAUGCACAUGUUGAGAAGAGCAACGUAGCACUCCUCGUUUUUUUUUUUUAAGGAGAAAAAAAAACAUCCUGAGGUCUGCAAUCUCUGCACCUCCCGUGAACAUCAUUGCGUAUCCUGGCUGGAAACUCAUCUCGGCUGACCGUCCGAGAGGAUGGACACGAACUGGAUAGGCAACAGAGAUUAUUGGUCUUGCCACAGAUUUGCUCUUUGCAUUUUUGUGUAAAUCCAUCCACUGUUGCCCCCUCCUUCCUCCUUGUUGUUUUCCCAUACAGUGGUUAUCUGCAAGAUCGUGUUAUUUACCUCUUCCGAAAAAGGUGAAUUCUGUUCGGCCAACAGGAACUGCCCAUCAUCCAGCCUCUCCCAUAUCUUAGUUGCUGCCCUUCAGAUCCUGAACAGACUCUGGCUCCCAUGGCUAGUUCAUUGUUUUACCAUUUUUAUUUGAAUAUAUAACAGGUAGCACAGUGUGGGGAUGCAUGCGUUCUAUUGCAUUUCAAAUCUAAAUGCCUUUAUCACUCGUCAGUCAAAUGCCUAUGCACACAAAAGACUGCACUGAUGUGGUAUCAUGGCAAAAGAAGAUUCGGUGAAACAACAUUUUUCGCUUCUACAGGUAACUUGCACAGUCACAACCUGAAGCCAAAGAUGUUUUUUUGUUUUUUGUUUUUGUUUUUUUAACUGGAAUUGAGAGUUGAGAGUGUGUGUACAGUAGAUCAGGUGUUAAAAUGGCAAGGUAAGGUGUGUGCCAUUCCCUGUGGGCCACUUUAUAAUAAAUUGGAUUACUUUGUGUGCUGCAGUACGUAAUCCGACAAAAACCCGUUGUUGACAGUGUUGCUGCUUCACUAUGUCUCAGGGCAGGAACACACAGAGCUGUGAGCGUGUGAGCGUGUGUGCGUGCGUGCGUGCGUGCGUGCAUAUGAGUGUGUGUGCGUGUGUAUAUAUGAGUGUGUGUGUGUGUGUGUGUGUGUGUGUACAAAUAGCAUUAUCAUAUACAUGUCGGCUUGCACUGUCCUUGAUGUCUGCAUAUGUACACUGAAUAUUUAACCAUUAACAAUUAAAACAACUUGUUACCUGGAAACAAUGUUCCUCUAACACACAUGAUAUAAUUUGAUCUGAUUGUUUUUGUUUCUGGUUUAAUAGUGAAGGUUUUCUUAAUGACCACUCUCCUCCUCAAUAUCUUUUGUUGGUGUAUAUUAUGACACCUCUCGUCAUGCUGUGUUGUUGUACUUUAAGGAACCUACACAGGCAAUUUCAUGCGUGGUUUUUUAUUUACUUUUUCUUUUAAAUGGUCUGUGUAUCCUCAUAGCCAUUGGUAAUUUCAUCAACACACACAAUCGUGUACAAUGUACAACUAUGGAUUUGUCAAGAGAUCAUGCUGCGAUAUAUGCUGAUCGAGACAUCCUUCUGUCUACGUGGCAUCCUGAACUUGUCUGCACUGUUCUUGCUCUUGUAACCACUUCUUGUGUGCCUUUGGUUUGUUCGCUGACAAACCAGUCAGUGCUGCUGCAAGGACUGCCCCCCAAAUGCUCUAGACAAGCAGUCUGGCAGCCACAAUCUCCUGCUCAGGUACAUAGCAUCUCGUGUCACCUGUAACAAGGUACGCCUGUGAAUCAUGGGACUCGCUGGAAGUCUUUUGAAUGCAGAGUGGCCGGCACAACGCAACGUACAGACAAAGAGAAGAAGUAGAGAAUAGAUUUUAACUUAUGUGGGAUACUGUCUGUGAAAAUUUGAAUGCUGUCCUUUAAUUCUUCACUUUGUCUAUAUGUUAUGAGAGAUACGGCACCCAGUUAGAAAGUUUGAAGACAGAUUAACAGGGGUAGUGUGAGCACAUCUCUUUCAGUCCUGUCCAAGCCCAAUGGUUUCAAACAAGCCAUAUGAUUUACUGCAUUGAGAUCACAUAACUUACUCUUAUCACCUAGAGUAGUGCACAGUCUAUUAAGGUCGGAGGCUAUUAUCAGACAUUUUGAGCUAUUCCUCAAUGUUUAUUUUUUUAUACUAUCAUUUUUAAAGCCCACCUGGGAAACUCCAACUCCCACUGUCAUUGUGACACAGCACACAACAAAAUUGCAUUUAUGCCUUACUCGUGCAAGGGUGCAGUGCGGUGGGACGGUACCAUGCUCAAGGUCCCUCAAGUCAUGGAGGAGGAUGGGGCAGAGCACUGGUUAAUUAAUCCCCCCACCAACCUGGCGGGUCGGGAGUCGAACUGGCAACCUUUUGGCUACAAGUCUAACGCCCUAACCGCUUACCACACAUCUUUCAUCUCUGACAAGUAUGGGCUCCUUUUUAGUGGCUUCUUAUUGUAAAUCUAUCUAAAAUGCACAUCCAAUGUCAACAGUGGUUUAAGGGCUUUUUAAAUGGUGCACUUCGAUACUAGGGGGAGGUACUGUGACGUGUUUUCGUGAUAAAUUAGUUAUGCGAUGGUUUGAACAUUUGCCAAGCCUCCUGGACCAGAAUUUACCAUCCCUCAAAUAUGCUGUCGACGUGUUUCGUAUCUACCAUUAACCAUUUCACACACUCACACACACACACAGGGCUGCUGACAGCCCAGGAAAAAGUCAUAUGAAAGGGCCCCUCACCAAAUACAUACAAUGUAAUGAGAACCCAAUUCUGGGACCUCUCUGUCCCUUGCACCCCACACACACACACACCCUCCACCCCCCAUCCUGUCCUGUCCUGUACCCACUGUGUAUUACAGUACGAGGAACACUUUAGCUGAUUAUAAAGGCUCCAGCCUAUUAUAUUUGUUUAUAUUUGUAAUGGUGGGUGCAUUUGCUGAAGUCUGGUGUGAGAGAAAUUAAUAAAACAGGUAAUUGUUGUUACUGCAGUGUUUGCUAUGUUUUAUUCCUCAUCUCCUUAUUGACUAUUUGUUUCUAGCCUUUGAAUGACAUUAAAUAGAAAGCUCAGGAAUACAGUGAUUUGGUACAAUAAAGCUGUCAAUGAAUGACACACAAUAGCACAGGACAUGGAAUAAAUAACAGUAUACAAUAAUAAUGUAAUAGUAUAACAAUGUUAUUUUUUAGGCCCUACUACCUGGUGUAAUAUACAGUCCCCUACUGAU
Messenger RNA from Engraulis encrasicolus (European anchovy), 4075 nucleotides. RefSeq names its product VPS37B subunit of ESCRT-I a (gene vps37ba). The record is from RefSeq and is a predicted model, not a curated record. Gene Ontology annotation, biological process: ubiquitin-dependent protein catabolic process via the multivesicular body sorting pathway; protein targeting to vacuole; protein targeting to membrane. Bases 126 to 998 code for a protein of 290 amino acids. The transcript is spliced from 4 exons. Gene Ontology annotation, cellular component: ESCRT I complex. Lineage: Eukaryota; Metazoa; Chordata; Actinopteri; Clupeiformes; Engraulidae.